Molecule: messenger RNA, 3656 nt
Organism: Galleria mellonella (greater wax moth)
Lineage: Eukaryota; Metazoa; Arthropoda; Insecta; Lepidoptera; Pyralidae
Exons: 2
Coding region: 109-651 (180 amino acids)
Source: RefSeq, a predicted model, not a curated record
AAGAAUAAGUCCACGGUCUUUGGUCAAUCAAACUAUUUUUCUGACGUUGCCGCCAUUGAUGUCUUCUUACUGUUUUUGUUUGAGUACUUACAAUAAUUAUAGUGCAAUAUGCCGAAAAACAUAACUAGCGAAGUGCGAGAUAUAAUUUUAAGAGUGAAAGAGUUUAUGGAUGAAGAGAAACGUAUGCAAGUGCCAAUAAUACCGCUUAGUAAAGUUUAUGUGCGAGUGUCCGCUGCCACAGGUGUCUCCGAACGGACUGUAUUAAAUAUAGUCAAAGAAGCAAGACUCGUGGAACAGGGUCUUAUUGAUCCUGAAACAUUAAAAAAGACACCCAAGAAAAGAGUUAGAACAAAAGGUAAAAUCGAAGUAGACGAAUAUGAUUUACAAGUUAUUAGAAGGAAAAUACACGAAUUCUACGCAUUCAAAAAAGAAGUGCCUACAAUCAAUAAAUUAUUAGAAAUAUUAAAAGAGGAAAUAAACUUCAAAGGCUCCCGGGAGACGUUGAGGAAGAUUUUAAGAAAGAACGGCUUCCAAUUCAGAAAAACUAAGAACAAUAAGGAGAAGGAACCGGCGCCAGAGGCGACGUCGUCUGUGCCUCCCAUGGUCGCGCCAUACAUCCAUUCAAUGUUCAGCCAUAAAAAUAUACAGUAGUAAACCAUGGGUUUCCAAGGAGUUGUUACAUUGUCAUGCACAUAUAGAGGUUAAAAAAAUACAUUUUUUUUUUAUUGAUAUUAUAAAUGAGAAAGUGAUUAGUGAUUUAUAAAUUAUCCACCCAGUGUGAUACAGAAAUAGCGUUCCCUCUUACCAGAGGGAGACUUUGUACAAAAGUCGAUUGCUUGGGUACCUCUGUCCCAUUCGUGUUUCAACCGUGAAGCAGUUGUGUUUGCAUGGCUGUGUUUCGGUUUGAAGGGUGGGAUAUGGCGUGAAUUUACAGGGUACAGAGGAAUAACACCUGAGUCCUCAGCAAUGGCAACGCAUGGGGGCUAUCAUGGGCGAAACAGUAUACUCUGUCUAUUAUGAACGUUUGUCCUAAACAAAUAUGUAAGAAAACAAGAUACAACUGUGAAUCUUCCAUUCUAACAUGGAGUUAUUUAAAUGUAGGGAUGGAAGGGUUUUAUUUUUUUAUUUUUCGACUAUUCAGUUAAAUCGUUUUGUUGUUUUUAUCUUAUAUUUAUGGUUUUGAAAACACUCAAAUAUACUAUAUGUACAACUAUGUGACGACCCCUUAUAUUCUAGAUUGUCUAGUGAUAUUAAAAUUUAUAUCCUCGUUAUUGUAUAACCCUCAGUUUCAUAUCUUAAUUCGAUGAUCUGUUUUCUUUUUUCUGCGUGCUAUUAAAAGACUGGUUUCAUAUUGUUACCUGCCAAUAUUUUUUGUCAAUUGAAAAGAAAAAAUGCAAUGGUAACUACUCAGUGGAAUUAUUAAUAUAAGUUUAAAUUUAUAUUAGUUUUGUCUAUAUUUGUAAAUUAAACCCAGUUUUAUAAUUAAACAAUUAUAUGGUAUUUUCUUAAAUAGUUCAAUUAUUGCUACAAUUUUUUUAUGGUCAAAAUCAUGUCUACAUUCGUGAAAACUUUGUGAUGAAAUUUCAUAUAGAUAGCUCAACAUUAUUAUUUUUAAAGUAUCCAAUAUUUAUCAAUUUUAUAUUAAAAUUUAUUAAGUGUUCAGAUUAUUGACAGUCAUGCACAGCAUGCACUAGUGUUUUUUUUUUUAUUAUUCAUAUUUGAAAAUAGGUUCCAUUUUCAAAUAUGUAUAAAAAAUAUUAAACUGGUUUCGUAUUGUUACCUGCCAGCAUUUUUUAUUUAUCGAUUUAAAAAUGAAUGAAAUGGAAAUUACAGUGGGGUUAUUAAUUUAAGGUUUUAUUUAAUAUUAAUUUGGUCUAUAUUUGAAAAUUGUUCAGUUUUACAAUUAAACUGCUCCUGUGUAUUUUUUUUUUUAUAUUGCAAUAUUCUUUUUUUUUUUUUAUUAUGAAAAUAUUUUAUGAACGCUCGUGAAAAAUAUGUAAUUGUUAAUUGAAUAACCAUUAAUUAUAUAGCAUUCAGAAUUUAAAUUCGUUAGAUGUUCAUAUUAUUGUAAACAGUCAUGCACUAAUGUUUUUUUUUUUUUUUUUUAUAUACAUGUAUAAAAAUGGAACCUAGUCAGGGGAAACUUAAAAAAAAAAGAUAUGCAAUAUUUCUAAACUCAAAAAUUAAUACUGAAUUAAUUUUUUAAAUACUAAGUUAUUGAAUUAACAAAUUGACGACAUUGUGCUAAGCUCACGAUUAAUGUGGAAAAUAAAUAUCUGCUAUAAAUUAGUGUACAGAUAGAGAUCUCUUAGGUAUAAAUAUAAACUAGUGUAAAUUAUCAUAAAAGUUUAGUAUUAAGUCAAGUUCCUUUAUUUUAAUCAUGAUGUUUAAGUAUGUUUUACAAGUUACGCCUCAUGUGUCUUUGAAUAUUGUAAAUACCAUAAUUUGUCACUUUCAUGUUGAAAUUUUUUACUUGUGAACAUGAAACGCCAUCUUGAAAACAUGUGUAAGUUUUGUAAGUUGUUUGACGUUUUUAUCAAUAUAUUUGGCAUAAUGGAAAGCGAAAAUGUAUACUAAAUUUAAAAAAAAAAACAAUGGUAAUUUUAUAUAAGGAACACAGUUGCAAUGUGGAUCUUAUUGUAGGUCUGUUAAUACAAUCCAGUCUACAUAUGAUCAAUUUUAUAUGAAAAGUAAAGUAAUAAACGUCGCCUACCUACCGACGUUCAAAGUUGUAUAGUUGUUUUGACUUCGCAAGAACAAUGGCUGGGUUUAAAGCUAUUUAUGUACGUGCUCGUCGACCAUACACAUCUAGAUGGAGUGUGAAAUGUAAAAACGCGCCGAAAAAACGAUCAGCAACGUGUUGGUCCGACACUUAUUUUUUUAAACAGAAAUCUCGUUUAUUUCCAACAUUGCCAGCAGUAGGGAACUGUAUUUAUUUUUAUUCGAGCUGGUUUGGCGGACCUUUCCAACUCGUAUGCAAAGACAAUUUAUAUCUAAAUUUUAUACAUUUAAGACCGGUGUUGAUGGGUGAAAAUGGUAUGGUAACCCCGCCUGCGCUAACGGGAUACGCUGACGGGGCACCAGUGAAGGGUGAUAGAUGAGAAUGAAAACAGGCCAGUUAGCCCAUCAUGAUGAUUUCAUCAGGAAUUAACCAUGAUAGUUUCCAGGGGGAACCGCGAGGAGGUCGACCGGGUUGGGUAUAUUUUUAUCCCGUUAGCGCAGGUGGGGUUAGUAACCCUAUUAUACCAUUUUCACCCAUCAAAAAAAGAUCCUAUACGAUCUAACGUUUUUAACUCAGUUUGAAAACUUGUACAUCAUGUUUUUUUUUUUAUAAUUUAGAAAUAAUUAUGUAAAUAUUGAUAGUUUUAAAAAUCGUUUUUCUUUCAUGUGGAGAGUGUAUUUUAAAUAUUUAUACUAAGACAACACUCGAUUAUGGGGUAUUCUAUAUUUAUAUUUUUUUAGUUGUAAAAGCAGUAUGUGAACUGAAAUUUAAACAUCAAAAGAUGUAUAAUGCAAUCAAAUUGGCCUGCACAAUAUUUAUAUAAUGUUGUCUCUUUCCAAAAAAAUAAAUGAAAGAAAGAGAUAGGUAUUGUUGGCGGACUGUUAGUAGUUAUAGAUAGUAGUAUAAAUUGCAAUAAAACUUCAUUUAUAUCUGG